AUGGAAAAGUACGCUGUCCCGAACAAACUCCCGUCGGAAGAGAUCAGCGUGUUGACUCAUCGUAAAGGGCGCCUAAAGCAGUUGGCCAAGCGUUCGGAGCAGGCACCGCUACCUAAGAAGAAGCAAACCUCCUUCCGGAAGGUGACCACUGUCGUAGCCCACGCUCUCGCUGCCCAACGCGAUGCCAAGCGCAUUAAACGCAACUUUCUGAGGAGAGGCGUUCUGCCGAAGAACGAGGUGAAGUACAAUCGUAAUCAGUUGGUCCUGGUGUUUCGACAUCGUGGCAUUAAGGUCGUACCCAACAAGGAUGUGAUGAAGACGCUAGUGCGACUUGGGCUGCAGUUCCAGCGUUCUGCCACAUUUCAUCGUUUGACGCCCGAGAUAGCCGCUCAACUGAAGAUUGUGGAGCCGUUUAUCAUCUGGGGCUAUCCGAACAUCAGCGUAGUUAAGGAGCUACUCUUCAAGUAUGUCCGCUUGCGCUGUGAUCAAACCGGUGCCGAAUCGAAGAAGCCCGUACCGCUAACGUCAAACAAACAGGUCGAAGACUUGUUCGGUUCGCUGGGCAUGCUGUGCGUAGAAGAUCUGGUACACGAAAUAAUGAACGUUGGGCCGCACUUUGAAGCAAUCCGGGAAAAGCUGCGUAGCUUCCUGCUGAAGGAUCCCGCCGGUGGAUGGAAGAACCCCAAAAAGAAGGGAAAGCUUCGAUCCAUUGGUGGUGAAGCUGGCUUCCGCGGCGAAGACAUUAACCUGUUAUUCCGGCGAAUUCUUUAA
Anopheles marshallii is the source of this 771-nucleotide messenger RNA. RefSeq lists its product as uncharacterized. Gene Ontology annotation, cellular component: cytosolic large ribosomal subunit. The transcript has a single exon. Bases 1 to 771 code for a protein of 256 amino acids. Lineage: Eukaryota; Metazoa; Arthropoda; Insecta; Diptera; Culicidae. Gene Ontology annotation, molecular function: structural constituent of ribosome; RNA binding. Gene Ontology annotation, biological process: maturation of LSU-rRNA from tricistronic rRNA transcript (SSU-rRNA, 5.8S rRNA, LSU-rRNA). The record is from RefSeq and is a predicted model, not a curated record.